Molecule: messenger RNA, 354 nt
Organism: Triticum turgidum subsp. durum (durum wheat)
Lineage: Eukaryota; Viridiplantae; Streptophyta; Magnoliopsida; Poales; Poaceae
Source: the annotation of a GenBank genome assembly
AUGGCGCUCGAACGAGACCAAAGAGCGCGGCACCCUCUCAUGCAGCGGUGGCCGGAGGCGUGGAGCAGCUUUCACGAGGUCAGUGACGUGCUUUGGCCCACCACCAAGGGUCUCUGCGCGGCGGAGAUCGAGCUCCACGCCGUAAAGAAGGCGGUGGACGGCGAUGAAGAUGGCGCCGCCGAGCAGCUCAAGGCGGACAAGGAGGGUUACGAGCUCAGGGCCCAACAACAGCCUGCGGCCGAGCUGCCCAGGCCGAAACAAUUUCUGUAUCACGAGUUCGAUCGAUCGCACGAACACCCUGACUCCCUGUCUGUUUCGUUUCUCCCAGGCGGCAAGCGCAGCCUAACAGGCUAA